Lonchura striata (white-rumped munia) is the source of this 6187-nucleotide messenger RNA. NCBI's taxonomy places the organism in Eukaryota, Metazoa, Chordata, Aves, Passeriformes, Estrildidae. The record is from RefSeq and is a predicted model, not a curated record.
AUGUGUAUUCUUCAGCAUCAGCAAAGCCUCAGAGAAAGGGAGGCUUUGUUUCUUUUUUCUGGUGAUCUUUCCAAUUGUGUGUGUCUCCCCUUUCUUUCUCACUUCCCCUUAUGGAAAACAGGAUUUGACUUCUGGAGGUGCUUAGAUCAUUUUUUUCACCUCUUCUUCCGUUCCAGCCAUAAAUUUUCUUAAGUGUUUUUUCUCCUUUUUUCAGGUUUUGAAACUUACCAUUGCAAUUAAAAAAUCAAUUUAAACUUUAAUGAAGCACAGUGCUUUAAUUUAUAAAUGUUAAUGCCUUAAAUACAUGCCUUGUUUUGAGCAACACUUAAGCCUACUUUAAGCAGUGAUGGUUUCUCAAGGGUAACAGGGUCAAGAAGGCAGUUGAGGGAUUUAUUUGGAAUCAUUUAUUUCAAUGAAAAUUAAGGAAUAGCACAGUCUGCAUGAUUUUUUUUUUCAUAACCUGCAAGAUGUGUAACCUGUUUUUCCACAAAAAUAUACGUACCUCACUUAAAACAGUUUGAAGGGUCUGUUGAAUUCAGUCUUUAGUACACUGGGGACUCAAUAGCAAGCUAGUAUUUAAUUUAAAGUUGACAUGAUUUGUUUGGCCAGGAGGCAUCCAAAGAUUUGUUAGUCAAGUCAUUCUGCCCAAAAUUUAGAAUUGUGUUCUAGAGAGAACUUCUUAUACAACUUUGGAUAACCACUGCAGUUAUAAUAAUGAGUGAUUUCUUUGGUGUGGGGUAUCCAAAGGUUUUAUAUCAAAGUGUCAAAGUCCUAGUGGAGGUGCUUGUAUCCUUGACCUGCCAUCAUUACAAUAAUUUGUUGAAAUUACAUUGCCCUAACUCGUAAAGCAUGAUCCAGCUUGCGUUCUGGCUUGAAGACAGUAAGUGCUUUCAUGGAUUAGAGGCUUGAAGGAAUCUAAAGGGGCAUAAAUGGCCUGCACUAAAUGUCUGAGGAGCACAAAGCUCCCAGUGAAAGUGGAUAUCAUUUAUUGCUUCUGUUAAAGGAAACUGCAGUUUCAGCGCUUCAGGAGUAGCUCCUGCAGAUGCAUUGAAGACAUCUUACAAAAACUGUGUGACACUGCAUUUUUAUUUUCCUCAAUAAAGGUGAGCCAUGUCUUUCCAUUCUGGGCGAGGAUGUCCCCGUGGCCAGGGGGGACCAGGAGCAAGGACUUCAACACAGACCUACCGCCCUCAGAACCUCCGGCAGCUCCACCCACAGCAGCCCUCCGUGCAGUACCAGUAUGAGCAGCAAACUGCUCCUCCAACAACCUACUCCAACCCUCCAGCCACCGGUUACAUGCCUCCCAGGCCAGACUUUGUGCCCUAUCCUCCUCCAGUGCCCCCUUCCACACAAAAUCCCAUCAGCCAGUGUCCCAUGAGGCCACCAUUUCCAAACCACCAGAUGAGGCAGAGCUUCCCAGUGCCUCCAUGUUUCCCACCCACUCCUCCACCAGUGCCAAACCCUAGCAACACUCCCGUGCCAGGAGCACCUGCUGGACAAAGCACCUUUCCUUACAUGAUGCCUCCCCCCACGGUACCACACCCUCCCCCGCCGCCAGUCAUGCCGCAGCAAGUCAGCUACCAGCCCGUGUACUCGGCAGGCUACUCGCAGCAGUCGUUCCCGCCGCCCAGCUUCAGCAGCUACCAGCACAGCUCCGGCUCCUUCCCGAGCAGCGCUGCCGGCAGCAGCGCCAGCAGCAGCCACUUCAGGCACACGGGGCAGUACCAGGGAGAGAAGUCCCAAAGCGACCGGCGCUCCCCUGACAGGAGCAAGCACUACGAUGAGCACCGGCACCGCGAGCACGGGCACAUUCACGGCGACAGGCAUCGCUCCGCCAACCAUGGGGAUCGUCGGGAUCGGGGCCGCAGUCCGGAUAGGAGGAGGCAGGAAAGCAGUCGGCACCGGACGGAUUAUGAGAGAGGAAGGAUAUCGCCUCAUCACAGAAGUUAUGAGCGAAACAGGGAGCGGGAGAGGGAGAGGCAUCGGCACCGUGACAGCAGAAGAUCACCAUCACCAGACAGAUCCUACAAAAAGGAUUACAAGAGAGCAGGAAGCCGGUCUCCAAGCAGAGAGAGAAAGAGAACACGGUGGGAGGAGGACAGAGAAAGGUGGUCUGAAAACCAGAGCUCCAGUAAAGAGAAAAAUUAUACUGCUGUCAAAGACAAAGAAUCAGAAGAGAAUGCAUCUGAAAAAAAUGAAGAGGAAGAUGAGGAAUUGCUUAAGCCAGUCUGGGUUCGCUGUACCCAUUCUGAAAGCUAUUAUUCCAAUGACCCUAUGGAUCAAGUGGGGGACUCUACUGUGGUAGGAACAAGCAAGCUCCGGGAUCUCUAUGAAAAGUUUGAUGAGGAGUUAGGAAAGCGACAGGCAAAGGCCAAAGCAGCCAGGCCACCAUGGGAGCCACCAAAAACCAAGCUGGAUGAAGAUUUAGAGAGCUCCAGUGAGUCAGAGUGUGACUCUGAAGAUGACAGCAGCUGCUCCAGCAGUUCAGAUUCGGAUGUUAUUGACGUCAUUGCAGAAAUUAAGCGUAAAAAAGCACACCCUGACCGUCUCCAUGAGGAAUUGUGGUACAAUGAUCCAGGACAGAUGAAUGAUGGACCUUUGUGCAAAUGCAGUGCUAAAGCCCGGAGAACAGGAAUAAGACAUGGCAUUUAUCCUGGCGAAGAGCCCAUUAAACCAUGUCGUCCUAUGACCAACAAUGCUGGAAGACUAUACCACUACCGAAUUACUGUGUCACCUCCCACAAAUUUCUUAACAGACAGACCUACUGUUAUUGAGUAUGAUGACCAUGAAUAUAUCUUUGAAGGGUUCUCCAUGUUUGCACAUGCCCCACUGACAAAUAUUCCUCUAUGCAAAGUAAUCAGGUUUAACAUUGACUAUACAAUUCAUUUCAUUGAGGAGAUGAUGCCUGAGAAUUUUUGUGUGAGAGGCCUUGAACUGUUCUCUUCAUAUCUAUUCAAAGAUAUUUUGGAGUUGUAUGACUGGAAUCUUAAAGGUCCUUCACUUGAAAAUGAUUCUGUUUCCUGUCCCAGAUACCACUUCAUGCCACGGUUUGUGAGAUUUCUUCCAGAUGGAGGAAAAGAAGUACUCUCAAUGCAUCAGAUUCUUCUCUACUUGUUACGAUGCAGUAAAGCUCUGGUGCCUGAAGAGGAGAUUGCCAAUAUGCUUCAAUGGGAAGAACUGGAAUGGCAGAAAUAUGCAGAAGAAUGCAAAGGGAUGAUCGUUACCAGCCCUGGCAUGAAGCCCAGCUCAGUUCGUAUUGAUCAACUAGACCGCGAACAAUUCAAUCCUGAUGUAAUUACCUUCCCUAUUAUUGUGCACUUUGGGAUACGACCUGCUCAACUCAGUUAUGCUGGAGAUCCUCAAUACCAAAAGCUGUGGAAGAGUUAUGUGAAGCUGCGUCACCUACUGGCUAAUAGUCCCAAAGUCAAACAGGCUGAUAAACAGAAAUUAUCACAAAGAGAGGAAGCACUGCAGAAAAUUCGCCAGAAGAACACAAUGAGACGUGAGGUGACCGUGGAGUUGAGCAGCCAGGGAUUCUGGAAAACAGGGAUACGCUCUGACGUCUGCCAGCACGCAAUGAUGCUUCCUGUCCUCACCCACCAUGUCCGUUACCAUCAGUGUCUGAUGCACCUGGACAAAUUGAUAGGCUACACCUUUAGAGAUAGGUGCUUACUGCAGCUUGCCAUGACUCACCCAAGCCAUCAUUUAAAUUUUGGGAUGAAUCCGGAUCAUGCCAGAAAUUCUUUAUCCAACUGUGGGAUUCGACAGCCCAAGUAUGGAGAUAGAAAAGUUCACCAUAUACACAUGAGAAAAAAAGGGAUAAACACCCUGAUAAAUAUUAUGUCCCGUUUGGGACAGGAUGAUCCAGCUCCUUCCAGAAUUAACCACAAUGAGCGUUUAGAAUUUCUGGGAGAUGCUGUGGUGGAGUUCUUAACAAGUGUCCACUUAUACUACCUGUUUCCCACUCUGGAGGAAGGAGGAUUAGCUACGUACCGCACUGCCAUCGUACAGAACCAACACCUGGCCAUGCUGGCUAAGAAGCUGGAGCUAGAACGAUUCAUGCUCUAUGCUCAUGGUCCAGACCUUUGCAGGGAGUCAGAUCUCCGCCAUGCCAUGGCCAACUGCUUUGAAGCCCUAAUAGGAGCUGUUUAUCUGGAGGGAAGCCUAGAAGAAGCAAAACAAUUAUUUGGACGUUUGCUCUUCAAUGAAAAGGACCUGCGGGAUGUAUGGCUUAAUUAUCCACUACACCCACUCCAACUACAGGAGUCCAAUACUGACAGGCAGCUCAUUGAGACCUCUCCGGUUCUUCAAAAGCUUACAGAGUUUGAGGAAGCAAUUGGAGUCAUCUUUACUCAUGUUCGACUUCUAGCACGUGCAUUCACUCUGAGGACAGUAGGCUUUAACCAUCUGACUCUAGGCCACAACCAGAGGAUGGAAUUCCUGGGUGACUCCAUAAUGCAGUUGGUAGCCACAGAGUAUUUAUUCAUACAUUUCCCUGAUCAUCAUGAAGGGCACUUAACGCUGUUGAGAAGUUCUUUGGUGAACAACAGGACACAGGCCAAGGUGGCAGAAGAGCUGGGCAUGCAAGAAUUUGCCAUCACUAAUGACAAGACAAAAAGACCUGUAACUCUUCGAACUAAGACUUUGGCUGAUCUCUUAGAAUCUUUUAUUGCUGCCCUUUACAUUGAUAAAGAUUUGGAAUACGUUCACACUUUCAUGAAUGUUUGCUUUUUUCCACGGCUAAAGGAGUUUAUAUUAAAUCAGGAUUGGAAUGAUCCUAAAUCUCAGCUUCAGCAGUGCUGCUUGACUCUCAGGACAGAAGGAAAAGAGCCGGACAUUCCUCUUUACAAGACCUUGCAGACAGUGGGACCUUCUCAUGCCAGGACGUACACAGUAGCUGUCUAUUUCAAAGGGGAAAGAAUAGGAUGUGGUAAAGGUCCAAGUAUUCAGCAAGCAGAAAUGGGAGCUGCAAUGGACGCACUUGAAAAAUAUAACUUUCCUCAGAUGGCCCAUCAGAAACGGUUCAUUGAACGGAAGUACAGACAAGAGUUGAAAGAAUUGAGGUGGGAAAGAGAGCAUCAAGAGAGAGAGUCAGAGGAGACUGAAGAAGCAAAGAAAUAAAGGGCACAAAAGCAGUGGCAUAUUUACUUACUUAAUAACUCUGACUGUGGCCUAUGGAGACCUAACCUAGUUUCUUGCAGAUGAAUGAAGAGUGCCUGUUGAUAUCAAAAAGAAAAAUGUAAUAUCUUCCUUUAAAACUGUGUGCAAAUACAGUAUUUCUUGAAAUUGUUUUUAAGUUUAGCUUUUUAAUAAUAUUGGGUUUAAAUCCUUUUAAUUUUUAUGAAAAGUAAAAUAUUAUUGAUUGUUUAUUAUUUUUAUUAUUUUUACUGUCUUGUUUGAAGUAAUAAAGGAUUAAUUUCAAAAUCUAAUAGGAGGAAAAGCUGUUUAACAGUUGUCUCCUAUGUCUAAGUGCUGUGUUGUCAGUGACCAGCCAAGUUAUUGCAUGAACUGUGCUGUGAAGCAGAGGAAAGUCUUAUGAAAAACUGAUUCAGCUGAGCACUUAAGCAUGUACGUAACUUACAUUUUGCAGCUAAAUUUACUUCUUGAGUCUGCUAAACUGGAGCUUUAAAGUUCAGGCCCUUUUUACACAAAAUGGUACAGUAAUUAAAAGGAGAUACUCAGUUUUGCUUUGAACAGUGGAUGACACAUCUGAAAUGUGUCACAGAUGUGUGUGGAAGAUUGAGUAGUUUUUUUUUAAAUCACUGUUACAAGACUUGAAGGAGAAGAUAAUUAUGAAGCAAGAGAAUGGCAGUUUUUGUAGAGAAUGUACAUGUAGUUUACAUUAACAAGUUUAGUUUCUUUCUGAGCUUCUUGUUCUGUCAGGCUGGUGUCUACUUUAAUGGAUUUCUUUGACAGGAAGAUACCAGUGUGGCCAUUACUGUGAAAUUAUGUAUUAGAAACACUCUAUAUGGGUGCUGUUCCAGAGAGGUUCAUUGGAAACAGUUUUUGUCAAAAGAAGAGCAGAAUUUAUUCAUAAAGUGGUGUGCAGUUUUAAGUCACCCAGUUUCCUUGGGUUUUUUUGGUGUCUGUGGCUUGUAUUAGACAGACAGAUGUUUCUUCUAUAAAAACUCUGAACAGCACCAGAAAUUAAAAAUCCACUGUGUCUGUUGGUAUUUUUUCCCACUGG